Pomacea canaliculata is the source of this 438-nucleotide messenger RNA. RefSeq names its product prisilkin-39-like. The transcript has 3 exons. NCBI's taxonomy places the organism in Eukaryota, Metazoa, Mollusca, Gastropoda, Architaenioglossa, Ampullariidae. The record is from RefSeq and is a predicted model, not a curated record. The coding region runs from base 88 to 348 and encodes 86 amino acids.
AAUGCGUGAAGCAUCAUGAGAACUUCGUCCUGACACCUCUCUUAGACUUCAGAACCUUUUGCGGCUCCAACAGCAAACUUCUCCAUAAUGAAAUCUGUCGUCGCCCUUCUUGUCUGCGUCCUCGUGGCUGGCGCCAUGGCAGGAGACCUGCUGUUUGGUUCUUAUGGAGGACUUGGAUCACUUGGCGUUUACGGCAAGGGUAUCUUUGGAGGCUAUGGCUACCCCUAUGGAUAUGGAGGCUAUGGCUAUGGAGCCUAUGGCUAUCCAUAUGGUGGCGUCUAUGGCAAGGGCUAUGGCUAUGGCUAUCCUUACGGCGGCUAUGGCUACGGCGUUCCCAUCAAGGGUUAGACCAUGCGUCUGAUUUUGGUCGUUAGGCGAUAAACCAUGUCAGGGAUCACAGCAAAUCUCUGUGCAAUAAAAAAAGGUGGAAGAAAUGAA